AUGUCAAAUGAUGGGGAUUCGGACGGAUACGAGAAAGUCUCCUCUCGACGAAAGAAGCCGAGUCGUUCUGCCGCGCUUUCACCAACAGAAGCCGUUACGAAACCAAUUUCUGUGUUCGAUUUGGACACAGACUUACCGUCAUCGUUGAACGUAUCGAAUGUGGCGGCUGAGAACUUUUUCGAUGGCCACCUCAAAAUCGAAAAAAUUGGAAUCGGCCACAAGAAGCUUGAGGUGUUUUUCUUGCCACUAGUCGAGAACUCAGGCCAAAACGAGCUCAAGCUUGGGGUUUGGAAGUGGGAGUUGCCCGAUGCCAGCAUGCAAUUCUCCGAUCACUUCGAUGCGGUAUCCAAUAGAAAACUCGGCAAGUUACUCGUGGAUCUCACGCAUACGCCUCAGACGUUCAUCGAUCAAAGCGCCAAUGAUGAACUCUACUUUGGACUGAUUGAGAUGAAGUUGGCCGGCCGAGUGGAGGGAAAACUAAUCCAACAAUACUCGGCUCUUCGGCUUCAAUGGAGUGACAGUUCAUCGCCACCGACUCCAUCGUUUCACAAAAAGCGCUUGUUGAUUGGCGGCGACACGCUAAACGCAGCAAAACUCGAGUCGAUUGCUAUCAAAAACCCGGAUGUCCUUUACUGGGUACCGAAUCGGCCCGGCACUGAAAAACCAAACGAGCCGAUCCACUUUGAUCAAACCCUUGUCAAGUUUAGCAUUUUAAACCAAAAAAGGGACGAUGUUCGAUUGACUUUUAAGUAUUGUGAGCCGGUGAAAAUCGGCAUCCACUACAUCUAUUCGGGUUCCGACGAUCCAAACAACGAUCCGAAAGAGGACGGUGUACUCAUUCCGCAGGGAUGGGGCGAGAUCGGAAUCACUUUUAGACUUUAUCGAACCCAACAAGGUCUUGAGGCGGCCAAGAAUGAGAAAGGCGUGCUCGUGGUGAUGCAGUUGGCUCGUGGGGCCCACGAAGAGUUUCUCAAUUUUCGAAUGAAAUGGCAAGAAAACAAAUGGAAUCCGGAAAUCACAUGCGAAAAGCCGAUCGAGUUCGAGAAAGCGAAAGCUGAAAUGGUGAACGAGGAAGAGGACAAGAGCUCCAAGAUCAGCUAUAACUUUUUCCCU
Molecule: messenger RNA, 1113 nt
Organism: Mesorhabditis belari
Lineage: Eukaryota; Metazoa; Nematoda; Chromadorea; Rhabditida; Rhabditidae
Source: the annotation of a GenBank genome assembly